UAUAUUGACGAUAAUACCCUCAUAGCCCCAGCCCCACUCUCUUCUCCACGCUACGCAUCUCUGUGAACUUUCUCUUCGCUUGAGCGUUGCUCUGUUCCUCUGUGCAUUCCCUGAUGCUGGCCUCGAGGAUUCUCUCGCGAGUUUCCCGCAGCGCGGGCUUACGCUCCUCUCUCUCCGCCGCGGCUCUUCCGGCGAGGAACCAAGCUCCUAUGUUCACUAGCCGGUAUCACUCCCUGGUUAACAACUUCUCACAAAAGCUUGUAGCAGCUCAGGUGCCUCUUGAUUCGUUUUCACUUCAAAGGUUCUCUCUUUCUUCAACCUCCACCACGCCUGAAUCACAUGAAAAGGAGAGCAGCAACACUGAGGCCUCGAAGACAGCUGAGGCAAACGAGUCAGGUCCUGACUCAGAAUCAAAAGCUUCUGCGGGGAAAGGUGCAGUUUCUGAAUCAGAUUCCGAGAGUGGUGAUGAUGGUGAGGAGAUGUCAAAGGAUGAUUUGAUGAAGCUCGUAGCUGAGAAGGAGGAGCUACUGUCUGUGAAGGAGGAAGAGAUUAAGAAAAUGAAAGAUAAAGUUCUUCGCACUUACGCAGAGAUGGAGAAUGUAAUGGACAGAACAAGGCGUGAUGCUGAAAACACCAAGAAGUAUGCCUUACAGAAUUUUGCAAAGAGCCUUUUGGAUGUGGCGGAUAACCUUGGAAGAGCUUCUUCUGUUGUCAAAGAAAGCUUCUCAAAGCUUGACGCCACCUCGAAAGAUUCUGCUGCUGGAGCUGCUCCACUGUUAAAGACCCUUUUAGAAGGCGUGGAGAUGACUGAGAAACAGCUAGCUGAAGUGUUUAAGAAAUUUGGUAUGGAGAAGUAUGAUCCUAUCAACGAGCCGUUUGAUCCAAACAGACAUAACGCAAUGUUCCAAGUCGCUGAUGCUUCUAAGCCAGAAGGCACAGUUGCUCAUGUCUUGAAGGCUGGAUACACGUUGUAUGAUCGAGUGAUAAGACCAGCUGAGGUUGGUGUUACUCAGGGAGGAGAGAGCGAAGAAAACAAGAAAGAGUCUGAUGCUUAAAAAAGAAGUCCAUGAGUCUUUUGAGUUGUAGUUUUCUCUUGUCGUUUGUUUAUUCAUUGGAUGAACAAAGAUCUCCCAUAAGUUGCUGGACAUGGCACUUGCAACUUGCAAGGGAAGUUCUGCUUCUGUGUCUGUUUUUUUUUUAAAUCUUCUUUCAAACAUGAUCUGCGCGAGGGAAAGUUACAGUUCUUCUACACACA
Brassica napus (rape) is the source of this 1255-nucleotide messenger RNA. Its product is annotated as grpE protein homolog 2, mitochondrial-like. NCBI's taxonomy places the organism in Eukaryota, Viridiplantae, Streptophyta, Magnoliopsida, Brassicales, Brassicaceae. Gene Ontology annotation, biological process: protein folding; protein import into mitochondrial matrix. Gene Ontology annotation, molecular function: protein homodimerization activity; adenyl-nucleotide exchange factor activity; protein-folding chaperone binding. Gene Ontology annotation, cellular component: PAM complex, Tim23 associated import motor. The record is from RefSeq and is a predicted model, not a curated record. The transcript is spliced from 4 exons. Bases 114 to 1055 code for a protein of 313 amino acids.